This is a messenger RNA of Ostertagia ostertagi, 495 nucleotides long. The record is from the annotation of a GenBank genome assembly. NCBI's taxonomy places the organism in Eukaryota, Metazoa, Nematoda, Chromadorea, Rhabditida, Trichostrongylidae.
AUGCAAAAUUCAGCCAAUAUUCAUUUAUUAUUUCUUGCCUGCAGCGAUUUUCUGGUGAUUGUAACGGGUCUUUUUAUAUUUUGGAUUGACUCUGCUCGGUCCUAUAUACCGGAAUUGGCGAGAGCACCGUACACGACCGUCUAUAUCCUACCAUUUGGGUAUAUGGCUCAAACAUGCAGCAUCUACUUCACCGUGGCUGCCGCUUUCGACUGCUUCGUAAAUGUUUGUUGGAAAUCCGUGUCCAACGACCACUGCACGACGCGUCGAGCCAAGCAGAUCUGCUCUACCGUCAUCGUCGCGUCGAUCAUCUACAAUUCGUUGCGAUUUCCUCAGUUUAACCUCAGGAAGUGCUUUCAUGAUACUAGUGGGGUGAGUCAGACAUGUUACUCGGAUGCUUACGAGAAAAUCCAUUAUUUGUGGUUUACUAACCCUUAUUCUAUCUAUUUAUACAUCUUUACUUAUUUUUCAACCUCAUUGGCCCUUCACAGCUUCUGA